This is a messenger RNA of Rubroshorea leprosula, 1075 nucleotides long. The record is from the annotation of a GenBank genome assembly. NCBI's taxonomy places the organism in Eukaryota, Viridiplantae, Streptophyta, Magnoliopsida, Malvales, Dipterocarpaceae.
AUUCUUUCAACAUCCGUUCUCCGUCCGUCUCCCCCACCCCCCUUUGUUUUGGCGGUUUUGAGCUCUUUCCGUUUCGAACAUUCCCCGGAAUUUCUCUGACGGUCAAAAAAAAAAAAAAAUCUCUCUCUUUCUCCAAACUCCAAACUUGGUAGAUCGGGGUAUCGGACAGUGUCAGCUCGCCGGCGUCUGUUUCAUUUCCCGAUCGUCAAGGUUUUAAUGAUUUUCUCCCUUUUAGUGGGGGGAUUUAAUUGACUUUUGGUGGUCAAUGUGAUUCCAAUCAACAGUUCUAAGCGCCCUUGAAUCUGCAUCCAUUCACAACUGCCAUGAUUUUCUGUUCAGAAAAUGGAGUUUGGACGACUAAGUUUAUGAGUUUAGUGGAUACAAACGGUAUUGUCUCCACCGUUUCCUUGAGUGUAUGGUCCAGGAGAAAAUUGAUUCUAACAAUGAGAUGAGGUUUGCACCUGCAGAGUUAGAAAUGGAUUGUUGGGGUAUGGCUAAAACUUGUGGUUUUAGACAUUCUACCAAGUCCUUUAUACACUUCUUAAAAUGGUAUAAAUUUGGAAGAACAAGAACGGUGAUUCUCUUAGUUCUGGAAAUGGAAAAUCUUUUGAUGUGUUAGAGGUGGCUGGAACUUUUUUUAUUUUGGAAUUUUUUCAGAUGUCAAGUGGUAAAAUUUCUGAAUUAUAAACAAGAUUGUUCUAGUGUAUGCUGUUCUCAAUGCCUGGCUGCUUGAUGUUUGAGGGAGAUGUUAUGGUUUGUCAGUCCAUGUGUAAAAGCUGGGCGUUUUUUCUUGAAUGGCAGACUACGUUAUCUAAACCAUGCCUUCUCAAUUCUAAUUUUGGUGAAGAAAUGGAUCCAUUAAUGCAGGUUUACAAUUUUAUUUGUCAAGGGCAUAAAAUGAUAUGGGUCAACAACCACAUCUGAUUAAGAACCAUGCUGACACAACAAGCAAAAGGGUAGACAAAUCAGUUGUUCCUGGCUUAGAAGAGGAAGCAAUUGAGGUUGAGCACUUAAUUGCAGAACCUAAAAGCGAUCAUGUUUCAGUGGAUGGUUUUUUAUGCUUUGACAAAGAGAA